GAGUAGGUACCUACCUGUAAAAAUGUAGGUAAUAUUUACUUUCUCGUGAAUAUGAUCGCGUAAUGAAAAUAGAUUAUUAAAAUAUUUUAUUACAGUGAAAACUGAAAUUUAAGAGUUGUGGACGUUUAGUCAUUUAGAUUUUUUCAUAUAAUAUUACUUUAAAUACCUGUCCGAAUCAAAUUGCUCGCGUUGUUAUUGAAAAUCUAGAAACGAAUGUGCUUUUGUCAGUCGAAUCUGUCACUGAAAACAAAUCAUAAUAGUGUCUACAGUCUUCAGGGAAGAAAGUAAUAAUGGCAGUAUUGAAGAGCAGUAUUCAAUACAGUUAUCAAUAUUCAUCGUGACUUCAGGAAGGUGAGGGGAGAGUUUGGACCGCAGAAUGCCGAUCGCACCGAGAGGCCCCCCGCAUACCUCGGUACCACCUCACCGGCAGCGAGUACAUAAGAGACCAAACAUAACCCUCAAGUGUCCUUAGUUGUAAACAGUGUAACUUUUGUACGCCUCUUUUACGCCAACCCAAUAAGUAUAAGUGUAAACGUGUUGAGUGUUAGUGUAAGUGCGAGUGUGUAUAUGUGUGUCGAUGGUGCGGCCGACAUGGGAAAGUCCUCGGCGAGAACACAUGGCCAAGAAAAUGAACGAAGAAUCAAAGCGAAUAACAGAGAGUACAAUGCACAGUUCCGCUAUGCCAACAACUACAUCAAGACGUCGAAGUACUCUAUAAUUACCUUCCUGCCGCUGAAUCUCCUGGAGCAGUUCCAGAGGCUCGCCAACUUUUACUUCUUGUGCCUGCUGGUGCUGCAACUGAUCCCCGCGAUAUCCUCGUUGACGCCCAUCACCACGGCGAUUCCUCUAAUCGGGGUAUUGGCGCUCACAGCUGUUAAGGACGCCUACGACGACUUUCAACGUCACCAAAACGAUUCGCAAGUGAACCACAGGAGAGCCAAGACCCUCCGCAAUGGAAAGCUCGUCGAGGAGAAGUGGGCGUCUGUUCAAGUGGGUGACGUCAUUCGGCUGGAGAACGACCAGUUCGUCGCGGCCGACAUCCUGCUCCUCAGCAGCUCGGAGCCUAACGGUCUCUGCUACAUCGAGACCGCCGAGUUGGACGGGGAGACGAAUUUGAAGUGUCGGCAGUGUCUUCCGGAGACGGAUGCCAUGGGACAGGAUGACGCACAACUGGGAGCCUUCGACGGUGAAAUUGUCUGCGAAACGCCCAAUAAUCUACUUAAUAAGUUUGACGGUACGCUCAGCUGGCGUGAGCAGCACUUCUCGCUGGACAACGACAAGAUCCUGCUCCGCGGCUGUGUGCUGAGGAACACGUCGUGGUGCUACGGCGUCGUGGUGUUCGCCGGCAAGGACACCAAGCUCAUGCAGAACUCCGGCAAGACCAAGUUCAAGCGCACCAGUAUAGAUAGGCUACUUAAUUUUCUAAUUAUAGGGAUAGUGCUGUUCCUGCUGUCCAUGUGCGUGUUCUGCACGGUGGCGUGCGGCGUGUGGGAGUGGCUGGUGGGCCGCUACUUCCAGGCCUACCUGCCCUGGGACACUCUGGUGCCGGCUGAGCCCGCCUCCGGCGCCACCGUCAUCGCCUUCCUGGUCUUCUUCUCCUACGCCAUCGUCAUGAACACUGUCGUGCCCAUCUCGCUCUACGUCUCCGUCGAGGUGAUUAGAUUCGCGCAGAGUUUCUUAAUAAAUUGGGACGAGAAAAUGUAUUACGAGAAAACUGGAACCGCCGCUAAAGCGCGAACCACGACAUUGAACGAGGAGCUCGGUCAAAUCCAGUAUAUAUUUUCAGACAAGACGGGCACGUUGACACAAAAUAUAAUGACCUUUAACAAAUGCUCGAUCGCGGGCGUGUGCUACGGAGACCUCGUCGACGAGAGCACGGGCGAAACCAUCGAGCUAACAGAUCGACGCAGCGGCGCUAGCGGCGCGGGCGGACCGCGCGGCUCGGGCGCGACGACCGCCCGCGCGCGCCUCCUUGACCUGGAGCUCGAGCAGGGCCGCAGCACGCCCGCACACAACGCGCACAGGAUAGAACCGCUGGACUUCUCCGAUAAUCCCGAGUAUGAACCCGAGUUUAAAUUUUUCGACUGUAAGUUGUUGAAGGCAGUGAGACAAGGCGACUCCAAUGUGUUUGACUUUUUUCGUCUGCUUGCGCUGUGUCACACUGUGAUGCCGGAACAGAAGAAUGGCAGGCUGGAGUAUCAGGCGCAAUCACCAGAUGAAUCAGCGCUAGUCUCUGCGGCAAGAAAUUUUGGCUUCGUGUUUAGAGAGAGGUCCCCAAAUACAAUCACUAUAGAAGUUAUGGGUAACACUGAGGUGUACGAGUUAUUGUGUAUAUUAGAUUUUAAUAAUGUAAGGAAGAGAAUGUCCGUAAUACUUAAGAAGGACGGUGAAAUUAGGUUAUACACGAAAGGUGCUGAUAAUGUUAUCUACGAGAGGCUAAAGAGUAAUUGUCAGGAAAGUGUCAAGUUAAAAACACAGGAGCAUUUAAAUAAAUUUGCUGGCGAAGGGUUGCGAACGCUGGCACUGGCGUGGCGACCGCUGGAGGAGCGGGGCUUCGCGGAGUGGAAGAGGAGGCAUCAGGCCGCGGCACUGGCGAUACACGACCGUGACGAACAGCUCGACGCCAUCUACGAGGAGAUUGAGACUGACCUCAUGCUGAUAGGAGUAACAGCAAUAGAAGAUAAGCUCCAAGAUGGAGUGCCAGAAACGAUAGCCAAUCUAAGUAUGGCCGGAAUUAAGAUAUGGGUGCUGACAGGAGAUAAACAAGAGACUGCGAUAAACAUCGGGUACUCGUGCCAGCUGCUGACGGACGACAUGGCGGAAGUGUUCAUCAUCGACGGCGCCUCACACGACGACGUGGACCGACAACUGGCCAAGAGCAGGGACUCUAUUCGCGUCGUCAACACGUUCCUGCCGCACGGAAGUUCAGACUCGAAAAAUAACCGUGAAACAGCAAAUGGAGGCAACGUGCCCCGGCCGUCUCCGGGCCGCGCCGCCAACGUGAAACUGAACGCGCCCGCAGUUUCAGUCGUCACAUUUAGGUGGGAACAUAACUCAAUAGCACACAGUAAUGAGUACGUGAGCGGUCUGGGGGCGGGGACAGCGGGAGGCGUGGACUCGCACGAGCACAGCGACGACACCAACGGGUUCGCGAUCGUCGUCAACGGACACUCGCUCGUGCACUGCCUGCAUCCCAAGCUGGAGGACAAAUUUUUGGAUGUGGUGCUACAAUGUCGUUCAGUGAUAUGCUGUCGAGUGACGCCGCUGCAGAAGGCGAUGGUGGUGGAGUUGAUCAAGAAGAGCAGGAAGGCUGUCACGCUUGCCAUUGGAGACGGUGCUAACGAUGUCUCCAUGAUAAAAGCGGCACAUAUCGGCGUGGGCAUAUCGGGUCAGGAGGGCAUGCAGGCCGUGUUAGCGUCCGACUACUCCAUCGCACAGUUCCGCUUCCUCCAGCGACUGCUGCUGGUUCACGGCCGCUGGUCGUACUACCGCAUGUGCAAGUUUCUGCGAUAUUUCUUCUACAAGAACUUUGCCUUCACUGUCUGCCACUUCUGGUUCGCAUUCUUCUGUGGAUUCAGUGCUCAGACGGUAUUCGACGAGAUGUUCAUCUCGGUGUACAACCUGUUCUACACGUCGCUGCCGGUGCUGGCCCUGGGCGUGUUCGAGCAGGACGUGUCCGACGUCAUCUCGCUGCAGUUCCCCAAGCUGUACGCGCCCGGACACACCAGCCAGCUUUUCAACAAGACUGAGUUCAUCAAGUCCACCCUGCACGGCUGCUUCACCUCACUCGUGCUUUUCCUCAUACCCUACGGUACUUACAAAGAUGGAUUAGCGCCGGAUGGAAAAAUUCUGUCCGACCACAUGUUGCUGGGAAGUGUCGUAGCGACUAUAUUAAUUAUCGACAAUACUACACAGAUCGCGUUGGACACGACGUACUGGACGGCAUUCAACCACAUCACGAUCUGGGGCUCGCUGGUGAGCUACUUCGUGCUGGACUACUUCUACAACUACGUGAUCGGGGGCCCCUACGUGGGCUCGCUCACAGUCGCACUCACGCAGGCCACAUUCUGGUUCACCGCUGUACUGACGAUGAUGAUCCUCAUGGUGCCGGUGGUGUCGUGGCGGCUGGCGUGGUCGCGCCGCCGGCCCACGCUGGGCGAGCGGCUCCGCGCGCGCUGCCGCUGGCGCCGCGCCGCCGCCGCGCCCGCGCCGCGCACGCCGUCGGCGCGGCGCGCGCGGCGCUCCGUCCGCUCGGGCUACGCCUUCGCGCACCAGGAGGGCUUCGGCCGCCUCAUCACGUCGGGCAAGAUCAUGCGCCGCAUCCCGCACGCCGACGCCGCGCUGUCCGCGCUGGCCUCGCUGCCCGGCAAGUUCCACGCGCGCCCCGCCACCCCGCCCGCCCCGCCCUCGCCCCGCGCGCCCCGCCAGGACCUGGACUCGGUCGACUUAUGAGCGGCGACAUGAGGUAUGAACGACCCGUGCACUCCGCGCGGACGACUCUCGUUUCGCCUUGGAUCUCGAUUCCGUCGACUUCGUGAGAGAAAACCGACCGAGUUAUGACAGGGAAAGAAGACAGUAUUACCGGAGGCGGCGACGCGGGCGGGUGUGCGGGGAUCGUGAGAGACUGUAGCAGUGACCGUGCACUCGGACGGCCCCCGGCCAGUAUUAAGUUGUGUCCCCGCGCUCGACAGCCCGCCGUCUGCCCGACCGAGCGAUGUUUGUAAAUAGACCGUUUUACGAACCGUAUUUUCUUUGAUAGACGGCAUAAUGUCGUCGAAACUCAUAUUGUGAUAAUGUUAAUAGUUGAACGAUUCGUAUUAUAUUAUUGCCUAUAUUAAAUUAUAUUUGUUGAUUGAGAGUAUAUAUUGAUAGAUAUUUAUUAUGAUACGUACUAAGAUUACUCUUUUAUAUCGGAACACGUAGUUACUUCGUGAUUGUUCGUUCGUGUCCGGAGACCCACUUGCGCGUUCCCCGCCUAGUUUUGAACUAGGAGUUGAAUCGAGUUGUCAUAAAUGUUCUGACCAUAUCGCAAAGCAGUUGGCUAAUUGAAACCUUAAUUUUUAAUGUAAGACAUAACAUUUGUUAUUUUGUAAUAAUAGUGUUCGAUUAAAGUUGACAUGAUAAUGUUUUUUUAUAUUAUACGUAGAAUAUCUUAAAUCCUUUAACUGAUAUAAAAACGAUAAAUCAAUAUCCAAUUUGACAAUACAGCCCCGUGACAGUCCACUAUACAAUACACUUCUUAUCCAAAAGUGGAAACAUCUCUCUGGUUUUUUUAAUAAUAAAAAAUGAUUCUACUUGUAACGAUUUAUAUAUAUUAUAAAUAACGAAUUGUUUGUUUCAAAUUCAAAUUAAAUCUCUUUGGUUAUCAUGUUUUAUUCAACUGGUAUGUUUUUAGAAACAAUGGAAAGUUUUUUUUAAUGUUUGUUUCGUAUCUUAUAUGUACUUAAAGGACCAUGCGGCUCCUUUUUUAACGACUCUGACUUUGCUUGUUAUAAGCUAGCUAGACGUGUCUGGAGGACGAUCUCUCGCCCUGACUCGUGUCUCAAACUCAGCCCGUUAGUGUUCUAUUGAACUUACAUUCAAGCUUCUUUCUGGCCAGCUCAUAACCAUAAUACUGACUUCUCUUAGUUACUCAUUCACAUUAACUGAGGCAUUAGCCCAGGAAUUGUCCUGCAUGAAAAUGAAUACUCUGCCAGUAAACUGUUGGCUCGCUUGGUACAGGAGGCUCUAGACACUCGUCGAUGUAAGGUGAUCCAAUUGAUGACGGCAAGCGAGGUCCAGAUAAAAACAAGUUUGGUUUUCCAAUGACUGAUCCAUGAAUCGCCACCGUAACUCACUUUUUCUGUAAAACUCCCUCUUUUUGAUAUACCUUCUUUCUUCCAUCGGUAACAUACAGCAUGACAGGUACAUAAUAUAAUCAACUUAUGUGCUCAAGUACAAAUUUUUAGGUGCGCUCCUCGGUAGUCUACCGUCAUUUUGAAACUAUCACCUGUUUUUUAGAUUUCAAGCCACAGUCUAAAAAAUGUGAUUAAGUGCAGAAAUGACAUCGCAUACGCACUAUUCACUGUUUUGAGAUCAAACCUUAUAAUUAUUAAAAAUCGUAUUUAGUAACAAAUUGCUGUAAUAAUAUAAUUUAAAACAUUUUAAUCGACCACCCCGUACCGGUGUAACAACUUGAAUGCCUAUAUUCGUGGUCAACUGACAACGUCACAUUAGUGUUGCUAGUUGACUGUCUAUAUUUUACAUUCUAAUUGAUUAUUACAAUUUUCACAAUAAGAUUGAUUAUUAAAUAAAUCAUAAAUAAAAUUAACCAAUGAAAUAAAAAUAAAUGAAUAAAAAAUUAUAAAUAUGUUGGUAACGCUAACAAUCGGAAUAAACGUAGAACAAUUUGUAUAUUUUUUUUAUUAGAUGCAAAUUCGAAUAUUUAAAUCCAUACACUAUGGUCUAGACCAAAUAGACAUAGUUUUAAUGUCGUAUAUAUUAUAUAUCUCUCUCUCUCUGUUAAACUUUAAUCCCGCCUGAUAUUGUUUCGAUUUUUUGAUGAGAAGUUUAUAUUAUACUUAAUUAUUACGGACAGGCCCCGCAAGUGGGCAACGUAUCUACGAUUUCAUUUUGGCGACCAAUUGUUUAAUUUCGCUACAUAGGUCGAGUCAGGUUCGACUGUGUUAUUUUUUUUUGUUUGAAAUUGAUUUAUGUUGUAGUUUAGCACUAUUAGGCCCAGCCUUUCGUUCGACUGUCUAGAAUUUAGGCUAAAUGUUAGUCAGUCUGCCAACAAGAAGAUGUUAUGUUGCCACACCGCAUUCCUAACUGGAGUAACAAAAAAAUGUACGGAACAAGGCGGUAAUUGUUCAUUUAAGAGUAAAAAGAAAAUAAGACGCUCUAGCGUCUGUCACUGUAACAUAACAAUAACUGUAAAAUAACAAUAGAUUAUUGUCUUCAGUUAGGUAUUUGGGUGAUGGGUUUUCAUUGUUAACUUCGUAGUCACUCCACUACUAAGAUGAACGUCAUACGUUAUUUAAUUAUUAUUAUUGUCGUCUUUGUCCGGAUCUUAAAAAUGUGCAUUUUAAAAUAAUCAUUAGCGUGUAGUUGAAUGGAAACAAGUGAGAAACGGAUUUCGACUAAAGUCACGUGUUUUAAUGAUAUUUUUAAAAUUGUCGAUAACAAAAUGCAUUUACUUAAUAUCAAGUGUCUUAUUUUGAGUAUGUAUGUUAAUUUAAUGUGUCUUUUUAACUACAUGCAAUAUGAUCAACAUCUGCUUUGAUAUAUUUUUUUUAAUAAAAGUUACUCUCUGAAUUUA
Molecule: messenger RNA, 7297 nt
Organism: Leptidea sinapis
Lineage: Eukaryota; Metazoa; Arthropoda; Insecta; Lepidoptera; Pieridae
Gene: ATP8B
Product: probable phospholipid-transporting ATPase IM
Exons: 26
Coding region: 568-4452 (1294 amino acids)
Biological process (GO): Golgi organization; phospholipid translocation
Cellular component (GO): plasma membrane
Molecular function (GO): ATPase-coupled intramembrane lipid carrier activity; ATP hydrolysis activity; ATP binding
Source: RefSeq, a predicted model, not a curated record